AUGUCGUCCCCUGAGAAGAAGAGGAAGAAGAAGACAACGAAUCCGUCACUUAAGCCAACUCCUUUGCUCCCUCCGACGCCGCAACCGACCCCAAAUCCGGAUCUUCCGGAUGAUUUGCUUCUGAGCUGCUUCGCACGAGUCUCGAGACUGCACUACCCGACUCUCUCCCUCGUCUCCAAGAGCUUCCGUUCUCUGCUUGCUUCACCGGAGCUUUACCAGACUCGCUCCCAUUUACACCGCACGGAGAGCUGUCUCUACGUGUGCUUAUCUCUCCCUCCUGACCCUAACCCUAAAUGGUUUACUCUCUGCCGAAGACCUAAUCAAAACCUAACCAAGAAGAAGAAGAAGAAGCAAAGUAGCAACCUUUUGGUUCCAAUCACAUCUCCUCAUUCUACUCCCGUUAAGCCUAGCUUCGUCGCCAUCGGUUCUGAUAUUUACGAAAUCGGCGGACGCGUCAAUGGCCUGGCUUCCUCUACCGUCUCGGUCUUUGAUUGCAGGUCUCACUCUUGGCACCAAGCUCCAGACAUGCCGGUAGCUAUGGAGAAACCAUACGCCAAGGCCAUCAACGGAAAGAUAUAUGUUACUGGAGGCAAAGGCAAAGGAAGAGACUGGGCACAGGUUUUCGAUCCAAAAACCCAAACUUGGACUUGUGAAUCUAAAGCAUGUGAAUUUUUACAGGAUGAUUAUUAUGGACUAGUAGUGAUUGGUUAUUAUGAAAGGGCUUCUAGUUGCGUGAUAGAUGAGGUGGUGUAUGUCUAUCACCAGGGAGAGUUCCAAUGGUUUGACAAGAAGGCAAGAGACUGGAGAAUCUUGAAAGGUUUAAGGUUUAGACUGCCUAAGUUUUUUUUUGGCUCGAUUACUUCUAGUCAUAUUCAGUUGGCAGAUUAUGGUGGAAAGAUGGCGGUUUUAUGGGACAGGCAUGAUCGUUCUAGCAACUGUAAAGGAAGAAAAGUUUGGUGUGCGGUGGUCACGCUUGAAAGGCGUAGUAGUGAAGAGAUUUGGGGCACGGUCGAGUGGUCUGAUGACUCUGAAGCUGUGCUUAAAGUCCCUGGGUCUGUUGCAUUUGUGGAUGUUGUUGCUGCUACUCUUUGA
Molecule: messenger RNA, 1092 nt
Organism: Microthlaspi erraticum
Lineage: Eukaryota; Viridiplantae; Streptophyta; Magnoliopsida; Brassicales; Brassicaceae
Source: the annotation of a GenBank genome assembly